CCAGUACUCUUGCCUGGAGAAUCCCAUGGACAGUACAGUCGCAAAGAAUCUGACACAACUGAGCAACUAACACUUUCAAUGUAUAUUCUAACAGAAAAACUUGAAAGGAAAAAAAGAAAUGUGGACAGGGCAAAACAUUUCCUCUUUUUAUAAACCUUGAACUGAUAUGCCCUUCACCAAUUACAUAGGGUCCCUUGGGCCUCAGAACUUUCCACAAACGUUUCGGUCUCUAUGGCGAUGCAUGACCGCUGAGGCCGAGCCCAGGUGUUAAGGCGGCGGCAGGCUCUGGGUGAGCCUGGGGAGAAGGUCUGGCUGCAGAAGCCACGGACGGUCCAUCCUGAGCCUUUUGGACGGACCGCUCCGCCUUGCCAGGAGUCUGCAGAGCCGCCUGGACAGGCCUGUCCUAACCUCCCCACUUGCCAGGGGAGCGGGCGCGGCACCCCCCCAGGUGGUAGCUCUGGAGGCGCCCGAGGGCCUCCCCUGGGACCCCCCUUCCGCUGAUGUUUAAACUUCGCCCUUCUGGCGCCCUCAGAGGCUGUGAGUCUGGUGAGAGCAGUCCAUUUUGCCUGGCCCCCUGGUCCCAUGCAGCCGUUCAGCAUCCCUGUUCAAAUUACACUCCAGGGCGGCCGGAGACGCCAGGGGAGGUCAGCCUUUCCUACCUCAGGGACGAGGAGACACACAGACCACGAUGAUGGAGACCCACCAGAUGUGCGCAGGAAGUGGCCAUCCAGUGCUGGAGAGGACCGGGCCAUGCUGCUGGGGUUUGCAAUGAUGGGUUUCUCUGUCCUAAUGUUCUUCGUGCUUGGAGUAACCAUCCUGAAGCCCUGCUUGCUCAGGCACAUUUUCACCAGGACAAGCCAGUGGGUGGAUCUUGAGUUGAUGAGGCAGGAAAAGAUGGGAAGAAAAUCAUUUAUUUACUUUUCCAAAUGGAAGCACUCAGAAGAAUCAAACUGCACUAUCAUCCAUGCGCACAUCAUGGACAACUGGAUGGACUGUGCAUUUACCUGUGGGAUGGACUGCCGAGGUCAGGGCAAGUACCCGUGUCUCCAGGUGUUUGUGAACCUCACCCAUUCAGGUCAGAAAGUGCUCCUACAUUAUAAUGAAGAGGCUGUCCAGAUAAACUCCAAGUGCUUCUACACACCUAAGUGCCACCGGGAUAGAAAUGAUUUGCUCAGCGGUGCUCUGGACAUAAAGGAAUUCUUCGAUCACAAAAAUGGGACCCCGUUUUCAUGCUUCUACAGUCCAGACAGCCAAUCCGAAGAUGUCAUUCUCAUAAAAAAGUAUGACCAGACGGUGAUCUUCCACUGUUUCUUUUGGCCCUCGCUGACCCUGCUGGGUGGCGUCCUGAUAGUUGGCAUGGUGAGAUUAACACAGUACCUGUCCUUCUUGUGUGAAAAACACAGCGCUGCAUUCAGGGAUGAGGUAAGUGGCAAAGUUCCUUACACGGCACAGCAUCAAUGCAGACUGUGGCGUGUGGGGAGGAGCGAAGGAAGGAGCGGAGAAACCUUGAGACGGUGGCCAAAUUCAAGUCCUGGCCCUCAGGUACCUGCAGGGUCUGCACUUGAGGACCUGAUUAUGCCUCCUCGCAAACUAACCGGGUAGAAACAAAGCUUGGUUACUUCAUGUUAAAAAGUCUCAUUGUGUAUUCUCUUCUAUAAAUAAAUAUAAAUCCACCAUC
This is a messenger RNA of Dama dama (fallow deer), 1678 nucleotides long. RefSeq names its product potassium calcium-activated channel subfamily M regulatory beta subunit 3 (gene KCNMB3). The record is from RefSeq and is a predicted model, not a curated record. Bases 583 to 1602 code for a protein of 339 amino acids. Gene Ontology annotation, cellular component: voltage-gated potassium channel complex; membrane. Gene Ontology annotation, molecular function: potassium channel regulator activity; calcium-activated potassium channel activity. The transcript is spliced from 5 exons. Lineage: Eukaryota; Metazoa; Chordata; Mammalia; Artiodactyla; Cervidae. Gene Ontology annotation, biological process: potassium ion transport; detection of calcium ion.